AUGAAUUCGGACAGGAGCCGGUCGCGCCGAGAGCGCACAUUUGUGGGGAGCGAGUGCGCCGUCUGCGAAGAACCGCUCGAGCACACGCUGCGUGGCGAGCGGAUACUGCAGUUCUCAUGCGCACACGUUUCACAUGAGGCAUGUUUUUAUGAGUUCAUCCGCGAAUUCGAGUCGCAGUAUUGCCCCACAUGCAACUCGCCACUACACCUCGAUACAAGUCGCGGGGGGAACAUUUUGGAUAUCGAGAAAAUAAGCAACAUGGUACGGGCAGUAUCUGUAAACGACUCGCGGUCACAGGCUACGCCUACCCCAACGCCGCACUGGGAAGAUCAUUCGGGGAGGCCACAUAGCCGAGGCUCGAGUGCCCGGCCAGGCGUCCCGGGGUCCGGCAGUCUGCGGGAUGGGACGCCCAGGAGUGGUCUGCGGGAUAGCCGCGACAGCCGGGAACGCCCGCCGUCCGAGCCUCGGUACAACGGCCGGGGACAUUCGCGGAACGACAGCGAGGCGACGGGUGUGGCCUCUUCGGGAGGCUACCCCGAGACCACACAGAGCGGGCCACCGCGGCGGCACGACUACGACGUGCAGGCCAUGGAGACGUCGCUGGCAAGUCCCCGAGCUGUUACGCGGAACCCUAUCCCGGCACCAACCGUCACUGUCAGAUCUGAAUUCCCGACGAUCAGCAGAUCGCGACAACAGCAGACUCUGACCUGCCUGGUGACUGUUGAGGUUCCGGAUAGCAAGUGGCGGCCAGACCCCGAGGACCUCCAGGCUGCCGCGCCACCCGUGGUGCCGUCGAGGACGGAAGAGGCUUUCGCGCGGCCGUCGUCUCCUGCCCGGAGUGCCCCUCGCUUCGAUCCUUACGAGCCACCGGAGGUACUGGCCGAGGUUACGGAGAAUUUACGCAACCGCGUGGACAACUGGCAUGGAUUGGAUUUCGCCCGCUUUGGAAAACUGCGGCUCUACGGGACACUCCGUGUGGGCAAGGAUAAGGUUUCGUGGCAGGAGUUGGAGUGCUUCCUCUUCGCCGAGAUGCUCAUUUGCGUCAAGGAGAAGAAGGCAGCCGCCCAGCCGCCGCAGGGACAGUGGGGAGAUGCCGCUCCACGCAAAACAGGCCGUUGCACGCUUAAGGGGUCGAUCCUCAUCAAGAAGCAUCUCAACGAGGUUUCGGAAACCGGCACUAUUGACGAGAAUAUUCUGACCUUAAACCUGACGGUUGCGGAGCUGCCGCAGUUCCAUCUGCGGUUCGAUAACCGCAACCAACUCAAACUCUGGCAGCAGGCGCUUCUGGACCUCAAUGCGCUUGAGACAUCACCAGUACGCAGUCCCGACUACGACCGAGGCGAAUUCUCCGAGGCGGAUGAGGACGACUGGCAGCGGACGCCUAGUUCUGGCCGGCCACAACGCGUGUCGUCGGUGGCUUCGUCAUGGGGCGGCGCGAAGUCGGCAACGACCGCCCCGACCGAAUACACAAGCUUCGCGCGGAGCCCGUUGCUGCCAUCCAUUCACGUGCCCGUCGACGUGGUGGUCGUCGUCCCCAUCUCCGCAUCGAUGCAGGGCGUCAAGAUCAACCUAGUUCGGGAUGCUCUCCGGUUCAUGGUGCAAGCACUCGGCGAUCGCGACCGCAUGGGCUUGGUGACCUUCGGGUCCUCUGGUGGCGGCGUUCCAAUUGUUGGAAUGACUACCAAAGCUUGGCAUGGCUGGGGCAAUGUCCUGAGCUCGAUCAAGCCGGUGGGGCAAAAGAGCCAUCGCGCAGACGUUGUUGAGGGCGCCAAUGUAGCCAUGGAUCUGCUCAUGGGGCGCAAGUACAACAACCCAAUCGCUACGAUCAUGCUCAUCAGCGAUGCCUCGACAUCCGAUGCCGACAGCGUCGACUUUGUAGUGUCACGAGCAGAAGCUGCCAAAGUUACUAUACACUCCUUUGGUCUGGGUAUGACCCACAAGCCGGAUACCAUGAUCGAGCUCUCGACAAGGACAAAGGCGUCGUACACAUAUGUCAAAGACUGGAUGAUGCUCCGAGAAUGCCUGGCUGGGUGUCUGGGCUCCAUGCAGACGCUCUCGCAUCAGAACGUCAAACUAAAGCUCAAGCUCCCCGAGGGCUCGCCAGCCAAGUUCCACAAGAUCAGUGGUGCGCUCCAGAUCACGAAACGUGCGACAGGCCGUGACGCAGAAGCAUCUCUUGGCGACCUCCGCUUCGGCGACAAGCGAGACGUUCUGGUGCAGCUUGUCAUCAUACCGGACAACAGCUCCCAGGAGCAGCUGCCACAGGACGCCUGGGACAACAUCGUCUCGGGACUGGAGGCUCUGGGCGGUCCGGUGGACCAGGACGAGCAGAGAACCGUUUCGGUGGAAGAGGUGCCCCUGAUCCAAGCCGAGUUGAGCUGGGGUGACAUCCUACGAGACGGCACACUGCAGCACACGCGGCCGAGCCUGCUCGCCAUCACGAUGCUGCCAGCAUCAUCCAACUCGAAAAAACCGUGGGGCAAUUCUCCCCCUAUCCCUCCCCACCCCCACAUCGUGCAACGGCGGAUGGAGCUGCUCACGUCCGACAUGUUGACCCGCGCGUUGACGCUGGUCAGCAGAGGGCAGCACGACCGGGCGCACACGCUCUUGAAUGAAACGAGGUCCAUCCUGAAAGGCCUCGGUAAGGGCGGUCUCCCACCGGUCCCACCGGUCGCUCCUGGAAAGUCGCAGCCGUCGACGCCGCACCCAGCCACCGACGGGUCGCCAAUCAUGGCCGGCACGCCGGACAGAAAGAACUCGCCGUCCCCGACCGCCGGACCAAACACGACAUCAGCGCCUGGCUACCCGCCACCGUUGAUCCCGCGCAGCCGGUCUAACGACGGGCUCGGCCUCGGCGGCAUGGGCACAGCGUCUGGGAUCGACGCCAACACUGUCGCAGCGCUCGACGCCGAGCUCGAGUCGAGCCUGGAGUGGAUCAAUCAUCCGGCUGUAUUCGGUCGCGACAGCCGCAAAGCCGUGUUGCAGGCCAUCAAUGUCAUCAGCUCGCAGCGUGCUUUCACAUUCCGCACGCCCAUUGAGAGCCUGUGGGCCGGCCGGAUCAGCGGCGUACGGCGGCUGACGGAGAAAAGCCGGGAGUUCCAAGAGGGGGGCGGCGAGGGCGGGAUUACGGAGGAGACGUAG
Messenger RNA from Chaetomium strumarium, 3141 nucleotides. RefSeq names its product pleckstrin domain-containing protein. The record is from RefSeq and is a predicted model, not a curated record. Lineage: Eukaryota; Fungi; Ascomycota; Sordariomycetes; Sordariales; Chaetomiaceae. The transcript has 3 exons. The coding region runs from base 1 to 3141 and encodes 1046 amino acids.